Molecule: messenger RNA, 859 nt
Organism: Solanum pennellii
Lineage: Eukaryota; Viridiplantae; Streptophyta; Magnoliopsida; Solanales; Solanaceae
Product: peptidyl-prolyl cis-trans isomerase FKBP15-1
Exons: 6
Coding region: 88-537 (149 amino acids)
Biological process (GO): protein peptidyl-prolyl isomerization
Molecular function (GO): peptidyl-prolyl cis-trans isomerase activity
Source: RefSeq, a predicted model, not a curated record
GUCGGAGAUCUGUAGUGGGUUAUUGUGGAUCUACCCUUUAUAAUUAGCGGAAGGAAAGAAGGGCAGUGUGAAGAAACAAAAUCGACGAUGGAAUUCGGCCGAGCAUUCAAUCCCACUUCUUUGUUCAUUGUUUUUCUUCUUGUUACUCUAGUUACCGCUAAAAAGUCCGGCGAUGUUACGGAGUUGCAGAUCGGUGUGAAGUUUAAGCCAACAUCUCGUGAACUUAAGGCUCACAAGGGAGAUAGAGUUUCAGUACACUACAGUGGAAAACUUACAGAUGGAACUGUGUUUGAUUCUAGCUAUGAGAGGAAUGACCCCAUUGAAUUUGAACUUGGAAGUGGUCAAGUGAUUAAAGGUUGGGAUCAAGGACUUCUUGGAAUGUGUGUGGGAGAGAAGCGAAAGUUGAAAAUUCCUGCUAAACUUGGUUAUGGAGAGAGUGGAUCUCCACCAAAGAUCCCAGGUGGUGCAACUCUUGUCUUCGACACUGAGCUGGUUGCUGUGAAUGGAAAGAAAACAACUGCUGAUAAUGAGCUGUGAUUUCACGAUGUUGCUACGCACUGUUUCACGUUAGCUCAAGUAUGGAGGAGGAAAGUUCUAAGGAGCUGUUAAUGUUAGGCUAUCUUUUAGUUAUAUUUGCUUCUUUGAUAAGUUAGAUACUGAAGUAUUUGAUCUCUUGCAAAAUUACACUAGUCUUUAUCAGUAGUUUUUUCUUCCGCUAAAGUCAAGUGGAUAGACAUUCAACUCCAAGGAUGGGUUUCCAUCUUACUUUUUACACUAUUGGUACCCUUGGUAGUUUUAUUUCUUUCUAUUUUACCUUUAAAAAAAAUAUAUCUGGUAGCGGUAGUGGAUUCACGGAGGA